AGUAAGUGUCCUGCUCUUGUGUGGGGUCAUUGUGCAGCAAAUCCUCAAGCUAUGAUCUAACCCCAUAUUUGUGACCUGUCUUUUUAUCCGGACAUUGUCUGUCAGAGACCGGGAGAAACAACAUGACGCGUGGGGGGCUCGUCACCCGCUAAGAGUAGGACGGUCUCGGUGAUGACGGAGGCUCUUGCCACCGUGUCACUGUAACCUUUUCUCUCCUUGCUUUGCUUUUGCUGCUGAAAGAACUGAAAAUUCACCAAGCAGCUAUUUUGAGUUUCAUCUGUCGGACAAUUGGGAAGAAUUUACUGAAGAUGUUGUCAUUGCAGCUGAAAUGGUUCCUCUCGGAGAUCAUUUCCAAUCAAGACCAAACAAGCCUCUGAGCAAAUAUUGUGGAAUGGAAUACAGAUGGACGGACGGUGACACGUGAGCCUCAUCUUUAAAAGUGACUCACUAAACGGAGGCGCCGGCGCCAUGCCCGAAACGCAGGUCUUCUACCAGCCUCGUCACACUUUUCAUCAGCCUCCGAGCCGCUACCUGGACCUACUCCAACGGCGGUCCCAAGAAGACCAGAUUGAGCUGUGGUGGUUCCGAGAGCCGCGUCAGUCCCUCGUCUGCUUCUGUGCUUCGGUUGCCCUCAUUGUCGGUUUGGGCCUGGGCGGCGUCGGCUUCCUCUCGACCACCAGCUCCGGAGAGUCCAGCGAGUGGCGUCUGAUGGUGGGCACCACGCUGUGCCUCCUCUCGCUAGCAGUUCUGCUCAAGCAGCUUCUCAGCUCUGCCAUCCAAGACAUGAACUGUGUGCACAGCAGGCGCCGAAUCGACCAGCUGAAGAGCGGCGGACGGGCUGACCCGGCGCUCAUCCUGGUUGUGGGUCUGGCAGUGAUGCUGUGCGGGACAGUUUUACUGUGCGUGGACACAGUCAGCAGCGGGGACGAUGACAGCGAUGACAUGUUGGUGUCCGGUCUGGUGCUGAUGGCCGUAGGACUUGGCAUGACUCUGGCUGUGGUGGGAUACGGCGUGCUGGUCUACCUGAAGAGAAGAAGGGAGCACACCAGGAGGAGGAGAGCUAUUGGCGCAAGGAGGCUGGGAAGGGGGUCUGCCAGUGUCUUUCGUGUCUCAGGAAGAGCGAUGAACCAGGCCGAGAGGGAGACGAGCCUGAUCUGAGAUUGUCAAAGCGACUAUGUGCUGUAGAGUGGACCUUGGUAUCGAAACACUGUUGUUUCUCCUUCAGCUUGUUCUCACUUUGAUAUAACUUUCCACAGUGAACCCCCCGCCCCCCAACCCCACCGCACCUACGCAGGGGUUUAAAUUCCAGACCACCCCUGCAAUAAAAUUGCGGUUUUGAAAUACCCAAUUUAAAUACCCCCUAACACUUAUGGCACUUGCUUCUUUUAAGGCAGGGGCAUCAAACUCAUUUCUGUCUCGGGCCACUUCGGAGUCUUCCCUUGGAGGGCCGUUGAAACCGCACACAUUUUUAAUUGUCGCAUCACAUGAUUAUUUGUACAGAACAAAUGAUUGGAUUACUAGUUUGUAAAUCCAUCAAUUAUAAUAGUUUGUUCAAUUAUAGUUCAAGUGAGUGCUAACAGGACAACACAAUUAUCGCGAAAUCUCAUUUCUUAUUCAUGACAAAUGACUAGUUGACAUUUCGGUGCACAUUUUAGCAAGGAUCGUGCAAGUUGACACACAUUAUUUGCUUUUGCGGGCCACAUAAAAUGACAUAGCGGGCCAGAUCUGUACCCCGGGGCUUGAGUUUGACACCCGUGUUUCAAGAUCUUAAAAAAACACUUCAAAAACAUUUAAAUGCAACAUGCUGAGAAACGGCAAGAGCAAUUGAUAACACUAAAAUACUAUACCGCUUGUGUUGACAGUGAAGAAAUCACAUUUUUCCAAACUAACAAAUUUAUCAUCUCACCAUAUACAUGAGUUAUCAUGCCCAAAGCGGUAUAUUCUCAAAUUAAUAAACAGCCGUCGCUUUUUGUAGGUAUAAAAAGCAGGAUUGGAGAUGAAUGACAUUCUAUUAUCUUCAUUAAAAACAGAGAUGAAAGUACUUCCUGUUUUCAUUGGUAUUCAUUUUGAAUUUACACCUUUUUGAACUAUAUCAUCUUUCACGGGGGCUUCCGGUCACCAUUAACCGCGAAAAAACGAGGGAUUACUGUCGUUACAAACCGUAUGAACGUUUUUACAUGCACCACACAAGUGCAGAAUUUUUUUUUUGUCUGCACCUUCGUCAAAUCCACCAAAAUCAGGUGACACCACCUGCGCCACAGCUUAGACUUCCUAUCAACCAAAUUGUCAGGAUUACCAGAGGUGUGCC
Hippocampus zosterae (dwarf seahorse) is the source of this 2308-nucleotide messenger RNA. Its product is annotated as transmembrane protein 125-like. The transcript is spliced from 2 exons. The record is from RefSeq and is a predicted model, not a curated record. Lineage: Eukaryota; Metazoa; Chordata; Actinopteri; Syngnathiformes; Syngnathidae. The coding region runs from base 469 to 1158 and encodes 229 amino acids.